AUGAAUAUAAGUAGGGAGUCUCAGCCUUCAUACGACCAGCUUAACAGGAGUUUGAAGAAGAUCAAUUCCGAAAUGGAUGUUACUCCUGACUAUAAGUUCAAAAUCAUCCUUGUUGGAGAUGGAACAGUUGGCAAAACUAGUAUAAUCAAGAGGUACAUUGAUCCAGAUCCAAGCAUCACGCUUGACACUGUCAAGACAGUUGGGUUCGAGUUCUGAAAGAUCAAUCUCAAACUUUUCGAUGAAAUCCCCAUUCAGGUUCAUCUGUGGGACACGGCUGGACAAGAGGUUUACAACAAUAUGCUCCCUGUUUACUUUAAGAAAGCAGCUGGCUGACUCUGUAUAUAUGAUAUAACCAACAAAGAAUCGUUCGAAGCCUUGGAUCUAUGGCUCCAAAAGCUCAAGGAGCAUGGAGACGACCAAAUCAUUACGAUGGUUCUAGGCAAUAAACAGGAUAUAUAGAAGAGGAAAGAGCCGUUUCUGAGUCCGAGGGAGCAGCCUUCGCAAGAGAUAAUAAUGCUGCUUUCUUUGAAGUUAGUGCCCAAACAGGGCACAAUGUAGGAGAUGCUAUCGAGACUCUUAUUAAUGAGAUUGCAUCUAUAAUUCCCAAACCUUCAGAGAGUUAUAAGAGCUCUACUAAGCCCUCAAUCCCCGGGGAGGAUAAAAUGUGUUGCAAUUGAUGAAUAUUCUAAUUAUUAAGUAAUGCAGUCUAAAAGUGUUCCGUAAUAACUAAUAUUGCAAUUUAUAGCCAAAAAGUACGCGUU
Molecule: messenger RNA, 761 nt
Organism: Moneuplotes crassus
Lineage: Eukaryota; Ciliophora; Spirotrichea; Euplotida; Euplotidae
Source: the annotation of a GenBank genome assembly